Messenger RNA from Eleginops maclovinus (Patagonian blennie), 3444 nucleotides. RefSeq names its product voltage-gated purine nucleotide uniporter SLC17A9-like. The transcript has 13 exons. Gene Ontology annotation, biological process: transmembrane transport. The coding region runs from base 341 to 1705 and encodes 454 amino acids. Gene Ontology annotation, molecular function: transmembrane transporter activity. NCBI's taxonomy places the organism in Eukaryota, Metazoa, Chordata, Actinopteri, Perciformes, Eleginopidae. The record is from RefSeq and is a predicted model, not a curated record.
GUCAGACUCAGAACAACAAGGAGAGGUCAGAUACUUUCACAUCAAGAUGGGGGAUUAGUAACCAGGCCUAAAUGAACGCCUCUUUUGACUUUUAAUUGCCAGAGUUCAAUUGAAACCUAGUGUUUGCAGUUUCUGUCGGACCAGAUUCAGAGUUAGAGUCAGUGUGAAGCUGACUCCACCUUCAGGAGCCGGUGAAACCUCUGCGGUCCUUCCUGCAAAUCUUGGGUUUUGUUUCAACAAGUUGUACCUGCCUGUCCUGUCAGCGGGGGAGGGGGGGGGGGCAGAGCUGAAGUACUCUCAGAGCGGCUCAGACACCAGGGGGAAACACCGAUCUGAGCACAUGGACGACAGACACACGGCUGGAGCCGGCAGAAAUCACUUCAGCGCUUUUCCACUGGACUGUAAGGGUUAUCAUGUUCCCAGAGGAGAGGAGAGCCGGACCCUGUGGCCCAGGCCGCUGGCUCAGAAGUGGACGGUGAUGCUGUUUCUGGGAACCUGCCUCCUGUUCUGCGCCCGCAUGGCGAUGCCCAUCUGUGCCGUGUCGAUGGCCGCCUCCUUCCACUGGAGUAAGAUCGACUCGGGUCUGGUUCUGGGUGGAUUCUUCUGGGGAUACUGCUUCACUCAGAUCCUGGGAGGACAUGCCAGUGACAAGGUGGGAGGAGAGCGCGUCCUGUUCCUCUCGGCUGCCUCCUGGUCUCUGAUCACAGCUGUGACUCCUCUGCUGGCUCACUUAGGAUCAAACACACUCGCUCUCAUGACCUUCGCCAGAUUCCUCAUGGGACUCACGCAGGGAGUUUUUUUUCCGUCUUUGGCCAGCCUCUGCUCUCACCGCGUACUGGAAGGAGAGAGGGGCUUUCUGAUGAGCGCCAUCAACAGCGGGGCCAAUCUGGGGACCUUAAUGGCGGGGGGGAUGGGCUCCCUGUUGCUGGAAGGGUACGGAUGGGAGAGCAUGUUUUACUGCAUCGGUCUCCUGGCCGGACUCUGGGCUCUCGUGGUGUGGCUGUGUUUGCUGAAAGGUGUGGAAGUGACCCAGAAGCAGAAGGACUUUAAAGACCCUCAGUGGAGUUUAUCCAGAAAGCGGUGGCUGAGUCUCUUCAGGAAGGCUCCUGUCUGGGCCAUGAUGUUCGCCCACAUGUGCCUCUGCAGCUCUAUGUACACUCUACUAUCCUGGCUGCCGACGUACUUUAAAGAAUCAUUUCCACACGCCACGGGUUGGGUGUAUAACGUGGUGCCGUGGGCUGUUGCCAUUCCAUCAGCCCUCGCUGGAGGAUAUUUCUCAGACUUUCUAAUAAACCGAGGAUAUGGUGUGUCGUUGGUGAGAAAGAUAAUGCAGUUCUUUGCGAUGGGUGUCUCCAAUAUGUUCAUCAUAUUCCUGUCUGGAGACGUCUCCUUUCCCUCCGCUGUGACCUUGAUCUCCGCUGCCAUCGGGCUGAGCACCUUCAGCAGCGGUGGCGUGACGGUGAACGUGCAGGACCUGACCCCCUCCUGUGCCGGGGCCCUCUUCGGUUUUAUGAACAUGAUGGGAGCUUUCAUGGGCCUGGUGUUUGUGUCAGUGUCGGGCUACCUGAUCGAGGUGACGCUCUCCUGGGCCAAGGUGUUCUCUCUCAUCACGAUGGUGAACGUCACCGGCCUCGGGGUCUUCCUCGUCUUCGGGGACGCUCGCAGAGUCGACCUGCAGGACUGCAGCCCGCUGGUUCAGAUAUAAAGUACAUCAGAAUCGGUUAAAUGACCAAGUAUAGGUUUACACAUACGAGGAAUCAGCUCUGGUGCAGACAGAGACACAGACAGGAGGAGCAAGAAAUAAUACUUCAUGUAUUUUUUAAACUAUUUUAAGGACAUGUUAAAAGAUAUAUUAGUGUCUGUGAAACUGGACACAACAUCUCCAUUGCAUCACAGUUUCAGUGAUCAGUUAUCACAGCACUGAGAGAAGGACAUGUUCUGCUGGUCAUCUGGUUUUCUCUCAGGGGUUUACGAGGUGAGAAGUUCUGUAUUUAAAAAAGAAAAUCAGUAUGAACAUCAAAGGGGGAAGUUUCCAGGUGAAAGGAAUACAUAUUAAUAUAUAUUGAUUUCCUCACUUUAAAAUAAUCUGUUAAGAGCUAGGAUAUAUUCUUCAGCUUCUUAUUUCAUUUUCAAUCCCUAAAAACAUUGGAGGGGGAACAAAUAUUCCUGCUGGAUAUUUAUUUAUUAUUUCCUAACCAUUGAUGUUAAGUUUGAAGUGGUUUUCUGUUGUAGUUUUUAUUUAGGCCCAAAGGCUGACUGUGAUUCAUGCAUUGUGCACAAACAAAAACAAAACAACAGAAAGAGACAACAAACAAGGACCAACCGUGUGCAGUGUGUGGAAUUAAAGUCGACGCUAAUCAUCCUGGCUAAAUGUUUUGUAUCACUAUUUUAAAAACAGAAUCACCAGAUUGGUUUUCACCUACCUCAGGGGUUUUUGUAUUUGUUUUGCUGUGUACAGAAUAAUACCAACACAGCACAGAAAAGUGUCAAUAAUGUUGAUGUAAAAUCUUGUUUUCUUUGUCAUUGACGACGGGAAUCAGCUUUACGGAUCCAAUAACGACUUGAAAAUACAGGAACGUUUACAUCAAUCUGUUGCCCAGGGACACCACGGCAUGCUGGCUGUGGUGGGGAUUGAACCAGCACUCCCCUGAUCCGAGGAGCAGUGCACUGUCCCACAGUGCCACAGCCCCUCAGUGCCACAGCCCCACAGUGCCACAGCCCCUCAGUGCCACAGCCCCUCAGUGCCACAGCCCCUCAGUGCCACAGCCCCACAGUGCCACAGCCCCUCAGUGCCACAGCCCCACAGUGCCACAGCCCCACAGUGCCACAGCCCCACAGUGCCACAGCCCCUCAGUGCCACAGCCCCACAGUGCCACAGCCCCUCAGUGCCACAGCCCCUCAGUGCCACAGCCCCACAGUGCCACAGCCCCACAGUGCCACAGCCCCACAGUGCCACAGCCCCUCAGUGCCACAGCCCCCCCACUGAAGUUGAUUUUUGUUUUCUGUUUCUGUUGCAUCAUGUUUACUGUAAACUGCUUCGGAUGAAACCAAAAGUUUCAGAUUGUAUAAAUCUCUAAUGUUCACAUGGGUAUUGACUUCAUUCAAAUAUGCAGGAAAAUAUAUCUUCUUUAUUUUGUAACUAUCUCCGGAUGCUGAAGAUUUUGACAAACGUUGCUCAAAUAUAAGUCAAUAUUUGUAGGGGUUUUUUCUCUGGUGCAGACUUUUGGUGUUCUUAUUAUGUGUGCAGUUGGAAAACGGUCUGCAUUAGGCUUUCAGUUUGCCAAGAUGUUCAUCUCUACCAGAACUUGUGCAAAUAAUGAGCGAUACAUAAAACCGCUCUGGUAUUUGUAUUCAUGUUUUCUUUAUAUACAUAUUUAUUCAACUGAGCACUUUGUGAGUUUUGGUUUGGUUCUGGUGUCACUGAUAUUAAAAUAGAGAUUAUUA